GAAGGACCUCACUGGAACUCCAGCAGCUAUGGGACACCAGGCUGGACCAUGGGAAGGACUCACCAGAACCUCUGCAGACAUCUCCAGCUUGGACUGGCCUCAGACCCCUCACCUGACCAAUUCCCCUUGUGACCAGGAGGGGGCAGCAAAGCCCCCCAUUAUGGAUGGUACCCAGAAAAGGAGACGGUACCAGCGGCAUGGGAAGCCCCCCUACUCUUACCUGGCCCUCAUUUCCCUGGUCAUCAGGGCCUCCCCGGGGCAGAAACUCCGGCUUUCAGAGAUCCUUCAUGAGAUCAGCGUCCUCUUCCCAUUCUUUAACGGAAGCUACAAAGGCUGGAGAGAAUCCGUCCGACACAAUCUGUCUUCCAACAACUGUUUUAAAAAGAUUCUGAAAGAUCCAAAGAAACCUCAGGCCAAACGAAACUUCUGGACCGUGGAUAUGGACCUCUUGCCCCAUAAUGCCCUGAAACUACAGAACUUGGUCUCCUACAACAAAGAUAACCUUCCGCUUGACCUCACCCCUUACAUUGUGCAUGGGAAGCCAUUCCGAUACCUGGAAGAGCAACCGGCUCAUGUUCCCGAUAACAGCGACAUUAUUCAGUCUGGCCUUAAACCCUCUAAAGGGUCACCAGACCCUGCUACAAAAUACUCUUUAACUCCGUGCAGUUCUGCAGAAACUGUACCUUACCACACCGCAAACCCUCUGAGCCCCCCCACGCUAGUUCCACAUCUGAACACCGGAUCACCGUUUCAUAGAAAAUCGCAUCCUUCUGUCGAAGAAACGGUUUUAAAUUCAGUAAAUAACAUACAGAUAGAAAACCGUGACCAAGUUCGACCCCGAGAAAUUACAAACAACUCUGAUGGGUCACCUCCGAAAAAGGUGACACGUUGUGGGUCCGUCAAACCGUUAACCAAUAUGCUCCAGCAAGGAUAUCAGCCAAGUUCGAAGACUAGCUCGAAGACUAGCUGUCUGAUCCAACAUGUAUACCAGCCAAAUGUAUUGCCCCAGUACAGCUGGCAGCCAAAUGUAUUGCCCCAGCACAGCUGGCAGCCAAAUGUAUUGCCCCAGCACAGCUCAAGUUCUAGCUGUAUGUUCCAGCAUGGCUCGCAACCAAACCCGCAGUCGUACCACAUGCGCCAUCAUGGAUCCCAGGCGAAUUACUUGUCCCAGUAUAGUGGCUCUGGAUAUAACAUAUCCUCCUGCAGUGCAGCUCUGCAUGCAUACUGGCCAACAGUGGUAUGAGGGAAAUCUUCUAUCGGAGAUUUUGAAACGCAAUUUUUUUUAGUACUGGUGGAAUAAACGCAAUUGUAAUGCGACCAGUAAUCGAAAACCCGCACUUCUUAAUGAAAUGAAUAUUAUAAGAGUUUAUUGUACAGUAUUUUCAUGAAUUGUAAGGGAUUUUAUUUGUUGAAUAUACGUUUUGCUCUUUUUGCACAGUGACCAUGUAUGUAUCAUUUUAUGUAUAGGUACUAUGCUUGUUUUGCAUUGCACUCUGGGAUUUCAUAGAAACGGUGCUCGUGUAUUAGAUGCAGCCCCCCCUACAGAGAAGGCUCUGCGUUUACUGGUUUGGGUCCAUACUAAGACGUGCAGUGAGCUCCAUUCUGCGUUAUUGGUCAAUAAUCUCCAACCUGUGGCGACAUCGUUGCCAUACUGCUUCACGCUGGAGAGAUAUUUAGUGACAUGUACUAAGCUGACACCGCAUACAGCUGGGGUCUCAUUCUGUUAUCGGAGAUAAAAGGUUCUUUAAUAUUUAUCAUUUUUACUGAACACAGCACAUUAUUCUCAUCACCGUAUUCACCUUCCUGAAUAGUCACUUUAACUUCUAAAAAAUGUCUUCAUGUAAUGA
Molecule: messenger RNA, 1847 nt
Organism: Pelobates fuscus (common spadefoot toad)
Lineage: Eukaryota; Metazoa; Chordata; Amphibia; Anura; Pelobatidae
Product: forkhead box protein Q1-like
Exons: 3
Coding region: 29-1243 (404 amino acids)
Biological process (GO): transforming growth factor beta receptor signaling pathway; positive regulation of transcription by RNA polymerase II
Cellular component (GO): activin responsive factor complex
Molecular function (GO): DNA-binding transcription activator activity, RNA polymerase II-specific; transcription cis-regulatory region binding
Source: RefSeq, a predicted model, not a curated record